CUUGUGAUCAUUGCGUUUAUGCCCUGUAUUGUUCUGAAAAAUGUAAAUCAGAAGAUUGGAAGAAAUAUCAUGAUAUAGAAUGUUCUGUAUUUUCAAUAUACUCUACGAUCUCUGAUUAUGUUAAGUUCGAUUUACUUUGUAUGAGAAUUAUAAUACAAGCAAUAAAAGAGUCUAAAAAUUUUAGAACUUUAAGAAAAUGGAUUAAACAAAUUGAUGAAUGGAAGGAUCCUAGAACCAAAGGUUUUAGUUCCGAUAAGAAACUUCACAAUGAUAAAUAUAUAAGUGUACAUGGUCUUACAACCAAUACAGAAAAGAGAUCAAUAUGUGAUCUAUUUAGAAGAUCUGUAGAUAGUUGCGUUCUUUUAUAUAUACUUGCCACACGUACUACGAUAUUUGGAUAUAAAUUUAAAUAUAAUUUAUCUGCAUUAAUUAGUAACAAAGAUGCUAUUCUAAUCGGAGGGCUUAUAUUAAGACAUCAACAAAUAAUACCUAAUAAUGUUUAUAGCUUUACUGAAGAAUACGGUUUAGAUGGUAGAGAACGAGGAAUUGUACUAAUGCCAUUUUAUAGCCUGUUUAAUCAUAGCUGUAAUCCAAAUGUAGUAAGAUAUUCAAUAUCUAAAAAAGUGGUUAUGUCUGCUAUUCAUCCUAUAAAGAAAGGAGAACAACUUUUUGAUAAUUAUGGUCAGCAUUAUGCCAUAAUUGAACAGUCAAAGAGAAAAGAAAAUUUCUUGCAACAAUAUUAUUUCUUAUGCAAAUGUACAGCAUGUCGUUCGGAUUUGCCUCGAUAUGAUGGCUUAUAUUGUUUUGAAGAGACCAUACAAAAUAAUUCUGUUAAAUUGAUGAUCAAAACGGCUCUAAAGAAUUUAGAGAAAUACGCUUCUUUAGCAAUGAUGGAUAAAGUUAAGAACAAAGAAUUUAUGAUACAAGAGUUAUCAAAGAUGAUACAAAUAUUACAUGAUCAUGUUUCAACACCAAGUAAAGAGAUAAAUGAAGUUGUGGAAAUUUUAAAACGUAUAUAUGGUUUAAUUGGAAAUAAAUUUGUUUUACCAAAAAUAUAAAUGGUAAAUGGUAUAUUCUAUCCUAUGGUAAGUGUGUGCAUUCUCAUUUGUUUUAAAUAAAUAAAUGAUAAACGAAAAUAAUAAAUGUGCCAAUUUUAUGUGAACAAUAAGUAAAUGUAAUUGAAAUAUAACAAUGAUACUAUAUGAUUCUCAUUUGCUUUAAAUCAAUGGGUCAUAUAUAUGAAUACUAAAUAAAUGUGAUAAAUGUGCGAAUAAUAAAUAAAUGUAUGUGAGUAAUAAUU
This is a messenger RNA of Vespula pensylvanica (western yellowjacket), 1300 nucleotides long. Its product is annotated as SET and MYND domain-containing protein 4-like. The transcript has 5 exons. Gene Ontology annotation, molecular function: protein binding. The record is from RefSeq and is a predicted model, not a curated record. The coding region runs from base 141 to 1058 and encodes 305 amino acids. Lineage: Eukaryota; Metazoa; Arthropoda; Insecta; Hymenoptera; Vespidae.